UUUGUGCUUCCGGGGCACGUUGUCUUUCCUCUUCCCUGUCGCGGACUGACAAGACGAAGUUGUCAGAAUGGUCCGCUAUUCUCUUGAUCCCGAGAACCCAACUAAAUCAUGCAAAGCCAGGGGAUCCAAUCUGCGGGUCCACUUCAAGAACACCCGUGAGACUGCUCAGGCCAUCAAAGGCAUGCACAUCCGCAAGGCUACCAAGUACCUGAAGGAUGUCGUUGUGAAGCGCCAGUGUGUCCCCUUCCGUCGGUACAACGGGGGAGUUGGCCGGUGUGCCCAGGCUAAGCAGUGGGACUGGACACAGGGCCGUUGGCCAAAGAAGAGUGCUGAGUUCCUUCUCCACAUGCUCAAGAAUGCCGAGAGUAAUGCUGAGCUCAAGGGCCUCGACGUGGAUUCUCUGGUGAUCGAGCACAUCCAAGUCAACAAAGCUCCCAAGAUGCGCAGGCGUACCUACCGUGCUCACGGCCGCAUCAACCCCUACAUGAGCUCCCCUUGCCACAUUGAGAUGAUCCUCACAGAGAAGGAGCAGAUUGUUCCCAAACCAGAAGAGGAGGUUGCUCAGAAGAAGAAGGUUUCCCAGAAGAAGCUGAAAAAGCAGAAGCUCAUGGCUCGAGAGUAAAUGUAUUUUUAAUAAAGAUAAAAUCCAGCACAAA
This is a messenger RNA of Lepisosteus oculatus (spotted gar), 656 nucleotides long. It is a transcript of the gene rpl17, whose product is annotated as ribosomal protein L17. Gene Ontology annotation, molecular function: structural constituent of ribosome. Gene Ontology annotation, biological process: cytoplasmic translation. The record is from RefSeq and is a predicted model, not a curated record. Lineage: Eukaryota; Metazoa; Chordata; Actinopteri; Semionotiformes; Lepisosteidae. Gene Ontology annotation, cellular component: cytosolic large ribosomal subunit; ribosome.